This is a messenger RNA of Ipomoea triloba (trilobed morning glory), 1573 nucleotides long. Its product is annotated as 5'-adenylylsulfate reductase-like 5. The coding region runs from base 184 to 1083 and encodes 299 amino acids. Lineage: Eukaryota; Viridiplantae; Streptophyta; Magnoliopsida; Solanales; Convolvulaceae. The record is from RefSeq and is a predicted model, not a curated record. The transcript has 4 exons.
GACCGGAAACCCAAUACCCUUCUUUCUAAGCCAGCCGGUCAACACCAUUAUUACUAUUUAAUUAAACAAUCAUCGAUUCGCAUACGCGGGCGGAUACAUUUUAUAGGGAGCAAAGUAGGAAUCUGAUAGCUCCGCAAUUUCUCAAAUUUCUUCUGAGAUUUGGAAUUGUGAUCUCCCUCCCCAAUGGCGUCUUCCACGAUAAUGCGACUGUUUUUGCUCUGCGUCGGUUUCGUUUCUUCGAUUCAGACCGUAUUAUCAUCUUCCCCCUCGUCUAUUUGUCGGUUUCAAUCGAGGCCGGCGUUUCUGAAUCAUCUCCGUUCUCAAUGCCCUCUCUCGGUUUCUCUCCACCCGCCUCUUGAGGUCAGUGGGGAAUUCAUUGAAAGGUUGUUGGCAUCCACAGAUCAGGAUGUGUACACUUCAGUCUUGUUUUAUGCUUCCUGGUGCCCAUUCUCAAAAAGUUUCCUUUCUGUAUUUGAAGACCUGAAGUACAUGUAUCCUCAAAUUGAACAUGUGGCAGUUGAACAGUCUUCAGCAACGCCUAGAUUGCUUUCAAGAUAUGGCAUUCAUAGCUUUCCAGCAAUACUAAUGGUGAACCAAACAUUAAGGGUGCGAUUUCAUGGUUCUAAAGAUUUGACCCCUCUCAUAAUGUUCUACAGGAAAACCACUGGGCAUGUGCCAGUUCACUUUAUUGGCAUGAAUCGAUCUGGCAGCUCGAGAAAUGAUGGGAAUCCCACCAUGGGACCAAAUAUCUGGCCGUCACUGAAUGAUAAGUUAGUACAAGAUCCUUACUUGGUAUUUGCUAUGGCAUUCCUCUGCUUACGGGCAAUUCUUUUUGUAUGCCUGAGAGUCUGGCAUCAGGUCAAAGCUCUGUGUGUGAGGUUCGAACCUCAUUUAAACUUGGGAAUUAUCGGUGAGAAUAGCCAAAUUCUUGGGCGAAUUCUUCAUAUGCUCAAUGUGAAGAUGAUUUGGACUAGGCUAAGAUUGUGCAAAAAUAGGAACUUCCACCACAGCGCAACAAAUGCUCGACUCUGGGCAUCAUCUUUUCCUUCUGUCUCCCUGGGUGAAUCAUCAACUUCCAGAUAAAUACAACUGUGCAAUUGGCUCAAAUAGGACGACAAUGGGUGACACAACAGUGUUGCUGAACUUCAUGAUGCGCUAGAAUCAAUUCCACACCCAGUCAAAGUAAGAGAAAAUUGAGUCUCCAUGCGCCAAGUCAGUCAUGCUGUCCAGGUGAUUACCGAUUCCGGAUACAAGCUUCUCUCCCUUGUUCUUGAUCAGAGGUUAGGUCUUUUAUCAAAUAACUGUUGGGUAUGGUAUAAAAGCAUACAGGACAGCCUUGAAGAAUCAUCUAAAUGUUUACAUCCUGUAGAUUACAUUACAUAUAGAACCAAAUGAUAUGGUUGGCAGAUGAGGAAAUGAGAAGCCUGUUGUGUAUACUUGUGACACCUUUGCAAAUCCAGCUUGUACUAGCAAUUCAAUGAAGUAAUCCUAAUCCUAAUGUUUGUAAAUUUACAGAAAAAUAGACUUCUGAAACAUCAUCUAUGCAUCAUCUUAUUAGUAGUUUUAAGUUUUA